Messenger RNA from Ambispora leptoticha, 3990 nucleotides. Lineage: Eukaryota; Fungi; Glomeromycota; Glomeromycetes; Archaeosporales; Ambisporaceae. The record is from the annotation of a GenBank genome assembly.
AUGGCACAGUCGACUUCUACGUAUCCAACGACGACAACUGAUAUGUUUGGUGUUAGCAGUAAUGGUAAUAAUAGCGGAAACAGUUGUUCUUAUCAGACAGUAAUGCAGCAACACCAACCGCACCAACAUUUUUUUCCAAUUAAUGAUCAUAAUACGCCAUCAUCCACAACAUCUAUAAGCCUACAAGAUUGGAAUGAUGCUUGUGCUAAUCUCACAUCUGACGCGAUGGUUUCCUAUCAACUAUACACAAAUUUCAAUAAUGCUGCGGCAACAGUUUUUUCACCUCAAGAUUUCGCGAAUAAUGGCGGUGACGCUACUAUGGAUCAGGGUAAUGGAAAUAAUCUUGAUGAUGAUGGUAAUAAUGGAGCUCAUGAGACAAUCACGGGACCCUUCGAUUAUAAUGGAAAUGUAUCACCGAACGUGUCUGCUACCACAACUCCGUUGAUACCCUGUGGCGUGAUGACUGGCAAUGGUGCUGGACAAGAAUCCCAUCAACAGUUAGCUCCUACGAAUUUCCCCUCGCCAGUUUCUACCUCAAGUUCCACGUCACCAUUAAUAUCCCCAUCAUCUUCAUCUCCUCCACCAUCGUCUUCAUUUUCCGCAUUAAACAACAACAAUAGCUAUCAGCUAAUGAUGAAAUCGAAUUCAAACGCAAAUAGUGGUCUGGUUAAUUAUUCUUGCUCGCAACCAACCUUUAAGCCUCAAACUUGCCUUCUUGAUCAAUUGGCUGUUGCCACCGCCGUGGUCGCUGAUCAAGAUAAACCUGAAAAAAUGCAACAACAGCAAAAUCAAUUUCAUAUUAAUACGCAAACCCAACAACAAUCAAGAGAUCAAUUAAGCCAUCAAGAAAAACAAAAAUCAUCAUCGGAGACAAAACCCAAAAGAAGAUCAUCUCGAUCAAAGUUAACAACAACAUCAAAAAAAGAGCAACAACAAACCGCUCAAAACACCCAACAAGCUUCUAUUAGCGAUGCACAAGAAUCCUCGCGUAUAAUUAAUCGUAGACCAAAUUUAACUCAGCUAAACAUUGACACCACUAACACACAACCAUCAUCCAAUUAUUAUCAAUUAUCAUCAGCUGAAUUCAAUUUCACACCUGACACGCCAUCCUCAUCCGCCACUGUUGCUUUAUCGGCGUCAACGCCCGUAUUCCUUCCUAAUUCGGGCUUUCUCGAUGUCAACGAGCAAAUUAUGAAUAAUGGGUAUGGAAUUGACCCGAAUCUAUCAAUUGACGCAGCUCUUUUGGAUGCCGCCACCGCCGUUUCUUUAUCAUCAUCAUCGGGAACAUCAGAUUUUGAUGGUGUUGCAACUACUUUUUCGGUGGAUCAGAUUAUGGACAAUCUUCCUACUGUUACACCGGCUGCCGUUUCCACACUUGAUCAACAUUAUAGUCCACAACCUUCUUUCACUGAGUUGCUUACUCAAACGCCACCAAAUGCUAUCAUGGAUUCUAAUCCCGUUGAGGACAUGGAUACCAAUAGUGAUUAUUUCACCAGCAAAAUUUCACGACAGGAUAAUGCGAGUGGCUAUGUUGACAAUGAUUGUUCACAUCGCGCUCCAAUAACUCCCGUGCGUCGACGUAGUAGCAUUAUGUCAAUUCCACCAAAUAUCAAAUAUGAACAGACUGUGACAACGCCCGUUUUAUCACCACCUGAAACUCCAAAAGAAUUUUAUCCUUCGCCUCCUUCGGCAUCUCCUUCUCCACCGAAUACACCGACAUAUGGUCGCCGGGUCUCUAUUUCCCCUACUAUCUUGGAGGAAGAUGAGGACGCGUUAUCAAUCAACCCAUCGGUCCCGGAAAUCAAUAUGAAUGGGGUUUCGGUCAUGUCCGCCGCUGCAGCGAUUCCAUUGAACCUGACUAAUUCCGUUGAAAUGAUGAAACCAAUCAUUCAGCAAUAUUUAUCUUCACCUAAUCCUGCUUCAUUGGGCGAAAAGACUGUUAUGGUGUUAACUUCAAAAGUUGCUCAGAAAUCAUAUGGCACCGAAAAAAGAUUUUUAUGCCCCCCUCCGACUACAUUGAUUUUAGGUUCAAACUGGUGGACUCCGUCUCAAUCUACUACUAGUGAUGGAAUUGUUGGUAAUGGAACGACGACAACAUGUCACGGAACAACUACUACACUCAGCGCUCCAAAAAUCACGGUAGGCAUAUCAGGCGAACAAGGACAUCAACAAGGAAUACUAGAAUGGAUUAGUCCAACAGGAAAUCCUCUCGAUCCAUCAUCCUGUACAGAAAUGGCGUUCAGCGGAAAAUGUGUAUCCAAGCAUUUAUAUAUUAACGAUGCGGAUGAGAAGAGAAAACGAGUUGAAGUGCUGGUAAAGAUCGUAAGUCCACUUGGACACAAUUUUGGCACAUUCCCGAGCAAACCAAUCAAAGUUAUCAGCAAACCAAGCAAAAAACGACAAAGCGUAAAGAACAUGGAAUUGUGCAUUCAUCACGGUACUACGAUCUCAUUAUUUAAUCGAAUUCGAUCGCAAACGGUCUCCACGAAAUACCUUGGCGUGUCAAUGCAUAACGCGAGUCAAAAUUAUGCUCAAUGGAGUUAUUCUGGCGGUGUUGCUACUAUGGAACAACCUUCCCCUUGUUUUGUCGCACGUACUGGAAGUUGGGAUCCAUUCAUUAUCUGGAUCGUCGAUACAAAUCAUACAAACUCUGGUACACCGAUCCCGAUUCAUUAUAAUCAACCGGUUGUACUUCAAUGCUUGACAACUGGUAUGACAAGCCCUGUGAUGGUUAUUCGUAAAGUUGACAAAGGUAGUAAUGUGAUCGGCGGUGGACUCGUGGAUAAUAUCGGAAUGUAUGGAGUAGGUGAAGAAGCUCUUGGCGAUCCAGUGUCUCAGUUGCAUAAAGUAGCUUUUCAAAUCAAGGAUACCAAUGCGUCAAACUCUCAAAUGUUUUCUUCGCCAAAUCAAACACAUCCACCGGGGCCAGGCACAUAUUUGGCAUGUCUUGGUGAUGUUGUUGGAAUGCAACGUGCUAACGAAGGUCGAAAAAUGAUCACACCUUCUACACCUACUGCCGCUACACUCAACCAUAACACUUUCUUGGAUAUGAUGUCAAUACCAUCAUCAAAUACGACAAACACUGAUUACACCCCAGAAAUCGCUGCUGCUUGGAACUUCGCUUCCACGGCAUCAAUGAGCGAAUCUCGAGUUGUACAAUCGGAAGGUGGUAAAGCUAUUCGCAAACGACGCGUUUCAACAUCUGUCGCUGUAAAACCUACUACCCCGGUCUCUAAAUCAAUAAAGAAUAGACGACGAGUUAAUAGUUUGAGUGGUGUAGCUAGUGAGGUGGAUUUGGCAAGAAUUGUUGCUGAUGGACGAGGUAAUGCAAAUAGUAAUGCGCGAAAUGUAAAUGACAAUGCUGGGGCUAUUUGGACCGAAGAUGUUACGGAUUCAGCUGUCUGGACCAUUGUCGGAACUGAUUGUGCGACGUAUACAUUUUAUUCGCCACCAACAAUUGUUACGCGACAAUUAGAGUCCACAUCACCUUCAGGAAAUUGUCAUCAUUUACAACAUCAAAUGCCACCACCACCACCAUCUACUCCUGUCACUCCUAUUCCGAUUGUCACCAGCAUUACAACGGCAACAUCCACCACCACAUCGUCAUCAGCUUCUUCAACUUCAUCCAACACUAUUACCAUACACGGAGAAAAUUUCACUCGUGAUUUGAUUGUAUGGUUCGGCGAUUUACCAAGUCCAAGAACUGAAUUCCGAUCACGUGAAUGUUUGGUGUGUUGGUUACCCGAUGAAUUAUUAUCUCCUUUUGGUGGAGAAAACCAAAAUAACCACAAAAAUUCGGAUGAAACCGAGAAUAGUCCUUCAUCCAACAAUAGACGUGGAAGCUCUUCUCAUCAACAAUUAUUGUUGCAUCAUCAUCACGUUCACACUCAGAGUGGCGGAGCGCGACCAAUUUUGUUGAGUCGUAACGACAGCCGAAGAGGUAUAAAAGAUGAAGCUUUAGUAGGAAUUUGCAAGCACAAGAAGAAUUGA